Messenger RNA from Cryptomeria japonica (Japanese cedar), 1804 nucleotides. Its product is annotated as protein phosphatase 2C 70. NCBI's taxonomy places the organism in Eukaryota, Viridiplantae, Streptophyta, Pinopsida, Cupressales, Cupressaceae. The transcript has 12 exons. Gene Ontology annotation, biological process: protein dephosphorylation. The coding region runs from base 126 to 1724 and encodes 532 amino acids. The record is from RefSeq and is a predicted model, not a curated record. Gene Ontology annotation, molecular function: protein binding; protein serine/threonine phosphatase activity; cation binding.
GUUGCCUUCUAAUAUAGUUGUAGUUUUGGCCCUCAAGCAGGAAUAUUGUAUAUAAAGAAAUAAUUGACAAGGAGAAAGGAAGAGAUCAGUUGUUUGUUCAGCACAGGAAGAGGAAGAGGGGGAGGAUGGUGGACAAGACUUUAGUAGGAAUUGGAGUACUGGUAUUGGUGCUGCUUCUUUACCUCCUCCUCUGUAAAAUUUGGCACUUUACCAGAACGCAUCAUAAGGUUGACGAAGUCACUGAAUUCCUAAUUCCAGAGGACUUGUCUGUUGGCCAAACUCAAAGAUCUCCAACAGUAGUUAGGUGGAAUGCUGAUGUAGACAUCGAUGUUUCAAAUGACAAUCAUUUUAAUCCUUCUAUUGUUUGUAUUGAGGAGGACCACCCACCAGUCUCUCGAGCUGAGGAUGUUUCCAUUCAAUGUUUGUCCUUUUAUAUUUGCAGCAAAUUGACUCUGGAAGUUAUAUCUGGACCUUCUACGGGAGUUAAUAUUUCACACGAGUCAGAAGGGAUUUGCAACCUUUCUUUGCGAAUUGGGAGAGUACCUCAAAAUGAUUUAGUGGUGAAUGAUCCUGAGGUUUCAGGGAAGCAUGCUGUUGUAAAUUGGAACUCAAAGAAUUCAAAAUGGGAGUUGAUUGAUCUUGGUAGUUUGAAUGGGACACUUUUGAAUUCCCAACCAGUUUCAACCCAAGAUUCCAAUUCAAGACAGAGGAGUGAUCCAGUACGGCUGGCUAGUGGAGAUAUCGUAACUCUUGGUUUAACUUCAAAAGUUUUAGUAAAAAUAGUGGAUCACGAUGAUUCAAACUUUUCGAUCCAUUCUAUUCCUUUUGGAGUUGGUGUUGCUUCAAAUCCAAUGACCAUGCGCAGAGGAGGAAAACAGCUUCCUAUGGAAGAUGUAUGCCACUGUGAAUGGCCUCUUCGUGGGAUUUCACAGUUUGGAGUAUUUUGUAUAUUUGACGGACAUGGUGGGGCAGAUGCAGCUAAGGCUGCAAGCAAGAUCAUGCCACAAAAGCUUGCUGAUAUUCUAUUUAUACCAGGAAAAAAAGAACAAGUUAUAUCAAACUGCAAUGCUGCAGAUGUCUUGAGAGAUGCCUUUCAGGAGACUGAAGCAGCAUUAGACUAUCAGUAUGAGGGCUGCACAGCAACAGUUCUGUUGCUGUGGCAUGAUUUCAAUGAGGUUUUCUUUGCACAAUGUGCAAAUGUUGGAGAUUCAGCAUGCAUUUUCAACAUAGAAGAAAACCACAUUUCUAUGACUGAAGAUCACAGACUUAUUAGUCUGUCUGAAAAGACCCGUAUGUUGGAAAUUGGAAAGCAGCUACGUGAUGGGGAGACUCGCCUGUGGGGAAUGAAUAUAGCUCGUGUCCUUGGUGACAAAUUUUUUAAAGAACAAGACAUUCGUUUCUCAGCUGAACCAUAUAUAAGUGAAGUUUUGAGAAUUACACGUGAAAGUAACGCCCUAGCUUUGAUGGCCAGUGAUGGCCUUUGGGAUGUCUUGAGUACCAGAAGUGCACUGCAACUGGCUCUAGAGGUCCGUGAAGAGAAAUUCACAAGUGAAGGGCCUAAUGUCUCUUGUGCAGAAGGAAUAGCUAACAUGAUUGUGAAAGAGGCACAAAGGUUGCGGACAAAGGAUAAUACAUCUGUUAUUGUUUUGGAUUUUGGAACUAGAAAUAAAUCUUGUAAUGUUUUGGACUGCAACCAAAUUGAGACUAUUAGCAUGUAUAAUUGAUAUAUAUAAUUCUUGACGAUUACAGUACAGUUGUAAAUCUAUUUUUAAUAGAUUAAUUUUUAAAUAUCAUUUCUAGAGAA